Molecule: messenger RNA, 1417 nt
Organism: Castor canadensis (American beaver)
Lineage: Eukaryota; Metazoa; Chordata; Mammalia; Rodentia; Castoridae
Gene: Dapp1
Product: dual adaptor of phosphotyrosine and 3-phosphoinositides 1
Source: RefSeq, a predicted model, not a curated record
ACAGGAGAGCGUGAGGAGCAACUGAGCCAUCUCUACUCUUCCCACAGCAUCUGCCAGAGGCUCAGCAGGCAGACGCCAAGGGUGCGAAUGGGCAGAGCAGAACUUCUAGCAAGGAAGAUGAGUGCCCAGGAUCCCUCAGAUCUGUGGAGCAGAUCGGAUGGGGAUGCUGAGUUGUUCCAGGACUUGGGGUGGUAUCACAGCAACCUCACACGCCACGCAGCCGAGGCUCUUCUCCUUUCCAACGGACGUGAUGGGAGCUACCUCCUGAGGGACAGCAAUGAGCAAACUGGGCUGUACUCCCUUUCCGUGAGAGCCAAAGACUCUGUCAAACACUUUCAUGUUGAAUAUACUGGAUAUUCAUUUAAAUUUGGCUUUAAUGAAUACUCAUCUUUAAAGGAUUUUGUCAAGCAUUUUGCAAACCAGCCUUUGAUUGGAAGUGAAACGGGCACUCUGAUUGUUCUGAAACACCCAUAUCCAAGAAGAGUGGAAGAACCUUCCAUUUAUGAAUCUGUGCGGGUUCACACAGCAAUGCAGACAGGAAGAACGGAAAAUGACCUUGUGCCCACUGCACCUUCUCUGGGCACCAAAGAAGGCUACCUCACCAAGCAGGGGGGCUUGGUCAAGACCUGGAAAACACGAUGGUUCACUUUGCACAGGAAUGAACUGAAAUACUUCAAAGACCAGAUGUCACCAGAACCAAUUCGGAUCCUAGACCUAACAGAAUGUUCAGCUGUACAAUUUGAUUACUCACAGGAAAGGGUAAACUGUUUUUGCUUAGUAUUUCCAUUCAGAACAUUUUAUCUCUGUGCAAAGACAGGAGUAGAAGCUGAUGAAUGGAUCAAGAUAUUGCGAUGGAAACUGUCACAAAUAAGAAAACAGCUUGAGCAAGGGGAAGGCACAGUCCGAUCUCGGUCGUUCAUCUUUCAAUAGACCCUUUUUGCUAAGGAGGGCCCCGGCUCAGAGGCAAAGUGGGAUGCACUUGGAUGCUGUGAUCCAUAGCAGGCUUCAGACAAAAGCUCACUAUGGAUUUUUCUUGGAAAACAAUCAAAAAGUUAUUGAUCGAGACCCAUAUACUGCAUUUGCUAACUCAUGGGAAACAGCUGCUCUUGCAAGAAGUUGACCGCUGUCUCCUUGAGAAUGCCAUGUUCUUCUGAUGGAAACUGAUUAACCACCACUCCCAGGUUUGCUCACACUCAGAACACAAUGCACAAGACAAAAAGUUUUUGUUUUCAUUCAGGUGGCCCAAGCUUGUUGACAUUAGCUGCCUGAAGUCUGGCUCUGAGUCAUGGUCAGCACAAGUGAACUCCAGGUUGUGUCUCCAAGUCCUUACUUGGGAGAUUCAGACUGUUUCUUUCUGAAGUAUAUUGAUAUAACGCACAUCAAAGAUUUUUGAUGAGGGGUUGUUUGUUUCUAUAUA